AUGCGGCCCGGCACCACGGAGAUCCUAGACGAUCGCCGCAUAUUGGCCACAGUUCCAACGCUUGCGCAUUUGGUAGAGAGAUUAUGCCGGGUGUUAAUAGUCACGCAUUUGGGGCGACCAAAUGGACAUCGGAUUAUGGAUUUGUCGUUGGCCCCUGUGUCUAGCCGGGUGCUCCAACUACCUGGACACAAAGGCUUGCACCUAAAGGUUGCGAUCGACGCUAUGACUCCCGGGUCCAUCGCGAUGCUCGAGAACAUCCGCUUUGAUCCUGGAGAGGCGGCUAACGAUCCGGCAUUGGCCGAAGACCUUGCCGCACUGGCAGAUGUAUUCGUGAACGACGCAUUCGGCGCGGCGCACCGGGCGCAUGCAUCGACCGAGGGCGUGGCGCACCAUUUGCCUGCCUUGGCAGGACUCUUGAUGGAGAAGGAGCUUGUCGCGCUUGGCGGAGCACUGCAAACACCGGAACGACCCUUCACGGCCAUCGUAGGCGGAGCCAAGGUGUCCGACAAGAUAGCCAUGCUGGACCGACUGGUUUCACUGGUAGACACGCUCAUCAUCGGCGGUGGCAUGGCCGCGACGUUUCUGGCAGCACAAGGACACAGGGUCGGCGCCUCAAUUCUGGAGGAAGACCGCAUGGAAUACGCUCGAGGCUUGUUGUCGGGUGCGCACCGAGGCUCCGCCCAGGUACUCGCGCCGACCGACGUAGUGGUGGCGAACGCCUUCUCGGAGAAUGCCAAGACCAAGUUGGUCUCAGUGGAUGACAUCCCUGACGAUUGGCUUGUGCUCGACAUCGGACCUCGGACGGCGGACGCUUAUUGCCGGGCAGUUUCCGCGUCGAGAACAGUGCUCUGGAACGGUCCUAUGGGGGUGUUCGAAUGGGAGACCUUCUCGGGCGGGACCAGAAAGGUCGCCGAGGCUAUCGCUGAUUUGCAUGGUACCGCGACAACAGUCACAGGGGGCGGGUCGACAUCGGAGGCCGUGUCGCGAUUGGGGCUUACGUCAAGAAUCAGCCACGAUUCCACCGGCGGUGGCGCUACCCUCGCAUUCAUAGAGGGGAAAGUGCUGCCCGGGGUGGCCGCUCUCAUGGACGAGUAA
Molecule: messenger RNA, 1095 nt
Organism: Geodia barretti
Lineage: Eukaryota; Metazoa; Porifera; Demospongiae; Tetractinellida; Geodiidae
Source: the annotation of a GenBank genome assembly